Dothidotthia symphoricarpi CBS 119687 is the source of this 1213-nucleotide messenger RNA. RefSeq lists its product as uncharacterized. The transcript is spliced from 3 exons. The record is from RefSeq and is a predicted model, not a curated record. The coding region runs from base 53 to 1180 and encodes 375 amino acids. NCBI's taxonomy places the organism in Eukaryota, Fungi, Ascomycota, Dothideomycetes, Pleosporales, Dothidotthiaceae.
CCUCACCACUUAUUCACUGAAAUUUUUAACCUCCUUCUUUGCUUUACUCAAGAUGUCGACUACAACAAAGGAUCCCCAAGGCGUCCUGCAGGAAGCUAAGGACGCUAUGAUGGAGUAUUACACUUUGCUUUGUCGAAUGCCUCAUAUGAAGCCAGAAUGCCUGCGGGUGCCUCCUGCUGAGGGCUGGUCUGGGACUCAUGCUGAUGACUUGAGAAAGCAAGGCUGGUCAGACCAAGCUGCUGAAAUCAGUCGCCAUCUUCCGUUUUUAGCGCCUGGGUUGUAUGAUGCCGAACACGCUUGGAUUACUUGGAGCUCGACGGCUGUGGCUUUUGAUCAACCAGUGAACGACUUCUAUCUGUCACGCACUUCGACUACAGACCAACCAAAACCACCGUAUCUGCCACCACACGUUAUCUACAUUGGGCAGGGCUACAGCGAAGCGAAGGAAUAUCUUCUACUAGAUACGGAGCUUGGAAAGAUCGUCAGCUAUCCAAACUACGGUGGUGACUUCGCGCCGCCGAACUUGACGUUCGACGAAUACGAAGCCCUUGCACCCGAGCGGAAGUGGAAGGCUCACCCAACUCUGCCACUUAAGGCGUUCUUUGAGCGGGCAUCUACUCGCCUGAAGCGCCUGGUGUACAUACCUGUGCCCUGCCGCCGUAGAGGUCCCAGCUUCCACUUCCGCGCUGAAUGGCCUGCAGAGGAAGCAGCACUUCUUGCAGUUGAGGAUGAGUUCGAUGCGGAGCAUGAAGCCAAUGAUGACUACUUUGAUAACGAGAACGAUGAUGACUACGUUGAUAACGAGAACGAUGAUGAGCAAGAUGAGAUAGACUUGGAAGACUUGCGGCUAAGUGGCGACGAAGACGGCGGGGAAGAUGAGGCAGAGGAUGAAGUCUCCGAUGACGAGAUGGAAUGGCUGCGCCACGAUGCUGAGCAAGCCGAGUAUCAGCCGGCUCCACGCCUUGAGAGGCCAGAACUCAAGCCAUUGCCAGAGAAGACGAAGAAAGUCUACGAAGCGUACAAGCAGAAUGGGUGGCCGCACGAUCACUUUAACGUAGAGAAGUGUCGGGUAGAGCUUACGGCGCUCCAAGAUGAGUGGGACCGGGUGCAAAAGGCAGAAAUGGAGGCGAAAAGUAAGAACAAGAAAGAGGAUUAUGUGAAGAGAUUGACCCCAGAGUAACUCAAGACGAUCGAGGAAAGGAAGAAAUUGGCU